Rubroshorea leprosula is the source of this 1123-nucleotide messenger RNA. Lineage: Eukaryota; Viridiplantae; Streptophyta; Magnoliopsida; Malvales; Dipterocarpaceae. The record is from the annotation of a GenBank genome assembly.
CACUGAAGAAUUAACUAAUAAGGAAUAAAUCACCAGUGCUGCUUGUUCUUCCUCAUAUUUCUCCACAAUGGAAGAUAUGGGAGAUUCAACUGCAGUGCCACAAAUUGUGAAAAUUGUGAGGAUGUUUGUUAAGUUUCAUCCGCUAUUGACAGUUACUCGUCUUAUCUUUGGGGUUAUAUUUCUACAGGAUUGGAUUGAAGAUGAGCUGAGUAAUCAAUGGAAAAUGCUCAAGGUUUAUUGCCAAUUAGCAAUGAGAGCUUUGCUAGAUCCGAUUAAUGAGAAGAUCAAGAAUCUAUCUGAAGUCCUCCAAAUGCAUCUCAACAAUGAAGCAACAAAGGGUCAGCUAAAGGCCAAGUUGAUCGUCAACUCAAAAUUCUACGUGGAAGAUCUAGCUGCAUAACAAAUUCAACAUCAAACAUCACCUUCUUUAUUCUAGCACUUGUUUUUGAAAGAUUUUACGAUAAUUCAUUAAGGAGCCUCAUUGCUGUGCUGUGCAUCGCAAUUUUUCUUUUAUGUGUACUAGUUGUAUUACAGCCGCGGACAGACUUUGGGUUGUUUAGUUUCAUCAUUGGAGUCAUUGGAUCGAUUACUUACAACCGGUUCAAGUUCAUGUUUCCGUCAUGGAUAAUUGCCUCCAUUUGUUUUGUGCUGAUUAGUUUCAAAAGCUGGUUAGAUAAGUAUUGGUUGGAUUUGGAAGAAGAUCAAUCAUUGACCUUUACAAAUACCAUGGCUAGAAGCACUAGCUUGUUUUUAUUUUUUUCAUCAAGUGUUGCACAUUUCGCAAGAUCUUUGCUUGUAUCUUUUGUUGUCAAACCUCCCUUGCCUAACUAUAAAGAUUGGUUAGCUAAGGCAAUCAGUGUUAUGCUUUGGUGUGCCCAGUUUUGUAAGUUCAAUUCCCAAGAGAGCUCAUUGCGCCUUACAAAUACCAGAAGAAUCGGCGGUAUGAUUUUAGCCAUUGUAAAUGUUGCACAAGGCAUGUUCUCGUUCGCUCUUCUCAUAUAUCCUGUGGCUGAUUAUAAAGAUUGGUUAUUUGCAAUAAUCAGUUAUAUAGUUUUUUGUUUUUGGUUACGAAGAUUUUUACUCGAAGAUCUAUCACUACCCUCAACAAAUGCUAAAGGAAUCA